Anarrhichthys ocellatus (wolf-eel) is the source of this 5918-nucleotide messenger RNA. It is a transcript of the gene phf12b, whose product is annotated as PHD finger protein 12b. The record is from RefSeq and is a predicted model, not a curated record. The coding region runs from base 2095 to 5190 and encodes 1031 amino acids. Lineage: Eukaryota; Metazoa; Chordata; Actinopteri; Perciformes; Anarhichadidae. Gene Ontology annotation, cellular component: Sin3-type complex; nucleus. The transcript is spliced from 15 exons. Gene Ontology annotation, molecular function: transcription corepressor activity; protein binding. Gene Ontology annotation, biological process: negative regulation of transcription by RNA polymerase II.
CACUUAAUCCCUAAAUUGCUCCCGUAGCUGUGCCUAUGGUGUAGCAAUGUGAUAGACUGAAUUGUAAAUUGCUUUGGAUAAAAAGCAUCUGCUAAAUGUAAACACACUAGUAUGAAUGUAAAACACUAGUGUGAAUGCUCUAUCAGGGACUAGAAAGAUAGACAUACAAACAUAUAUAGUCAUUGUGCUUAGAACCAUGAAAAUUUGUUUAGCAGCUUUUAGCAGUGUGUAACGUACAAGUCUGUUGUAAAAAAAUGUUGUGAACUGUUUUCAUACACAAAUAUAUAAACACAAAGACACUGUAAUAUAAACAUGUUUUACUCUAUAUAUCCCAACAAACAUUCAAAAAUUCAUGAAAAAAAGGCAUCAUCCCGUCUUCCGUUCUUUAUCUAUCUUUCAAUAGGCCAAAAAUGGGGUUAGUAGUUCUACUGAAUAUACAGUAGUUCCCGAUCUCAUACAUAUAUGCUACGGAGGCUUCUUUCCAUUUACUGUACUACAGUAAUGAACCUAACCUAACCUGCUCAAGACUGGUUUGACAGUGUCUCCCAUUGUUAGGCCAUCUGUGGCCCUUUUAUUGCUAAAGCUCUGAAUGCUAAUUUAAUUAUUGUGCAACUUAUGUUUGCCCAUGAGAGAAGUUAGAGAGAAUAGGAAAUUUAAUUUCCACUCUUAAAUGGCAGCGUGGUCCAGAAGAACAAAAGAUAUCUAUUCAUAAAGAUUUUGCAUGUUGGGUGUAGUGUUUCUUUUUUUUAAAGUGAAGUUUAGAAUUGCAAUCUGAAUGUAAAGCAGUACAUGUGCUUGUAUUUUAGCAGAAUUGUUUCAGGUCGUUGUCUUUGUGUCUUAAGUGCCAGUGUUAGUGUGUAAACAAUUGAGAAAAACUGUAAGUAAAGGUUCGACUUCUUAUUUAAUGACCCAAUAUGUAAGACAGAAGCAGUACUGCCAGUGGUGGUAGUAGUUAUAGAGGUAAUACUAGUCCCAUUAUUAUUAGUUGUAAUUUUAUUUGGUAGUAGUGCUAGUUCAAAAAAUGGAGGGCACUGUCUGUGACAACAGAAAAUGGUCGCGUUAGGACCGGUAACACUAUAGUCAAAUUGCGAGCAAUAGGAAACAGUGGUAAAAAUUAAAUUGCGAAAGCAGCAGUAACGUAGUCCGUGUUACUAGUAGGCGUAACACGUAAAAGCAGCCUGUGAAAAAGAGGUAGCCUAUCAGUAACACUCGUUGGCAAAACUGCUAUCAAUACAAGCAACAGUUCAUAUUUUCACAGUAGCAGCAAUACGGAAACUGUAGUAAUAGCUAGUAGCAAGCUCGGGCACAGAAGACUGCGAUAGGAAUGGUAAGGAUACAUGUAAUAGUCUAGUAGCCAGAUACAAUGUUGUAUACAAUUUAUUCGCUCCUUGUUACACAGUGUAUCCUCUCAAUUAUCUAUAUCCGUUCCCAUGCGCAUGCGCGUCGGGCUGUUCGCGGUUGCGCCAACUGGUAGAGGAUGUUGCUAGCAGCCUGUGUAGAUGCACAGCCUUUUUCACAACAAUAACAUCAACCAAAUUUGCAUCUCCACAUACACUGAUUUGAGGAUUAUACAUUACGAACGCUAUCGGAAACCGUGCAUUGGACCGUGCCACGCUGAAUAUUCUUCUGUUUUUUUGGCUUUGUUGACAAUGGGAGCGGAGGGGUUUGCAGAUUUACAAGGCUCCUUCUUGCAGGAGCAGAAAGAAGAAUCAUGGCUGGCCAGCUAGGCCGCAGAUGGAUUUUGUAGCUAACAGCAACAAUCUGUUGAUAUAAAAUUCUGUAUGUAGGCUUGGCGCAGCUCGUAUAAAGUGGUGCUAAGAAGCCCGUGUCUCAAUUAUCGUUGAUUUUUGUUGUCUUUUUGGGAACACAACACAAGCUAGUGAGACAGUUAGCUUCACAACCUUGACUGGUUUGCGUCUUGGCUUCGUAGUUAGCUCCUUUAGCCAGCUAACGAUAGUCUGCAUCGCUUGGCUAGCCAUCUUCUGGUUAAAAACAUUUGGUAAAAGACAUUUACUACGGGAUUUACUCUCAUCGUUUUGUGUUGGGAAGGCAUUUGUAUCGCAAAUUCCUUUAGCAACGUCUGCACCUGGAUGAAUGUGGGACAAAAUGGAGACCCCGACGAUCGUGUACGAUUUGGAUACCUCUGGGGGCUUAAUGGAGCAAAUCCAAACACUGCUGGCGCCCCCGAAGUCCGAGGAGGUAGAGAAGAGGAGUCGGAAGUUGGUGAGAGACGCACGGAGGAGCGGCAGGGCCACCAACCACGACACCUGCGAUAGUUGCCGGGAGGGGGGAGACUUGCUGUGCUGUGACCACUGUCCUGCAGCCUUUCACCUCCAAUGCUGCAAUCCACCUCUAAGUGAAGAAAUGCUUCCCCCAGGAGAAUGGAUGUGUCACCGCUGCAAUGUUCGAAAAAAGAAGAGAGAGCAGAAGACAGAGCAGACCAACGGCCUUCCGGAGAAGUCCUCAUCUAAGCGUUCUGUGUCCCCAGCCAUGGAGCUGGAGCUCAAUGCUGGACCACUGCGGCUCGACGGCUUGCCUCCGGGGGCCGGGGCAGCAGGGCCCGGUCUACGAGUGGCCCAGGUGCGUCUCUUGGACCGCAGGACCACCAGCAGGCCGAGCAGCCGGCCUGGAACGCCCACCUCCAACACUUCGUCCACCCCAACCCCCUCAGAGGAGCAGAACGACGGGGAGGAGGAGGCAGCAGAGCCUGAGGAUGAAGUUCAGGGCUCAGAGCUUGAGGGUGCUACGCUAUCGGCUCCAACUCCACGCCUUCUCAAGAGGCCCUUUCAGCUGCUAAUAGCAGCCGCUAUGGAGAGAAACCCUACGCAGUUCCAGUUGCCCAGUGAGCUCACCUGCACCACUGCACUUCCAGGCAGCAGUAAACGGAGGAGAAAAGAGGAGCUACUAGGGAAGCCCUUCAGGAGGCCUCAGCAUGAGCUGGAUCCCAAUGGUCUGGUCCCUCUACCGGUCAGAGUCUGCUUUUCAUGCAACAGGAGUUGCAGGUUGGCUCCACUGGUCCAGUGUGACUAUUGUCCUCUUCUGUUCCACAUGGACUGUCUGGACCCUCCACUCACAGCUUUACCUGCUGGAAAAUGGAUGUGUCCAAACCAUAUUGAGCACUUAGUGCUGAGUCAGAGGAGCCUGAGCCUGUCCAGCCGCUGUCAGCUGUUUGACCAUUUCCAGGACAGGAUGUCCCAGCACGCAGUCAAGUUGGACUUCCUGCGUAGAGUCCAUCGGCAGAACGCACCUAAUCGGCGCACAACCCACCAGCACACUAAGAAGACCAUCAAGGUGCCAGAUGCCAUCAAGUCCCAGUACCAGAAUCCUCCCCUCAUGCUGACUCCUGCGGGGGUGCGCCAGUUGGAGCUGGUUUGUAGCGGUGUGCCUGACCACCAGCCCUCAAAGCAUCCCACCUCAGAGGCUGAGCAGCAAGAGUGGCUUCAGGAUGUCAUCGCCCUACAGUGCAGCAUCAUGCGACACCUAUCUAUCAAGCAGAAGGCUUCAUCCACAGCAACCACCCUGUCAUCAGUAACAGCAUCAGCAGACUGGGCUUCUGAGCAGAAAACCACUGCUAAAUCAUGUGUAACAUCUGAGGACAUGAAAACUUCUUUUGAAAGGACUUCGUCCCCCGACAGCUGCUCUAAACCCUGCAGUACACCUGAUGACCCACAGGGGGCCUCUCUUUCAAGGGACACGCUUGCAGAGCUGGGUGUUUGUAAAUGCAACACACCACCAUGUCAAAACUGUAGGAAACCCAACGGACCUCGAGCAGAGGAAUGUCAGCCACCCAAAGCUAACGGGCCUGUAGACUGUAACAGUGCCUCAGACUCCUGCAGGCAGGCUGAGCUGCAGCACAGACUGAAGGCCACUACAACACCCCCAGUCUCAGCUCCUGCCUCUGGGCUGGUGAACCACAUAGGAGCAGAAAUGGUUAAAAAGGAACCUGAGAGUACUACAGAGGCCUGUGCUCAGAACAACUGUCCCACUGCCCUGACAAUAUGGCCCCACAGUGGCCAGCAGAACCACAGGAACCAGGAGGAGUGUAUGAGCAGCGAUGAAAAGCCCACCUACUCUAUCACCAGCAGCGGCCGCUCAGACACACCAACUAAAGGCAACCAGGAGCGUGACCCCACCAAGCUGGGGUUGUCAUCACCUACUCCAGACAUAAAGGCUGGCCCUGAACUGGGCUCACUGCUGCCCAGCACUCUCUCCUCCAUGGCUAACCUGUCCAGCUGCAUGAAAGAUCGAAAGGAUGAGGAAAGAGGGAUUGAACUGGACAAACUGGAUACAGAGAUGAUCAAGCUCCUGGCCUGGCAGAGGAUCCAGCAGCUUUUCCCCCCCAAAGUGCCCAGCACUCCGCCUCCCUCAGCCACCAGCGCUGCCCCCAAAACCCCAUCACCCUGCCCUGACACUCAGAAGAAGGUGCAGGCCCGAGCUGUCUUCUACCCUCUGACAGGAAAAGGAGCUGUCAGCAUGUGCUAUAGGACAUUAUACAUAGGAUCAGGUGCUGACAUGGACGUGUGCCUUACAAAUUAUGGUCGUUGCAACUACAUAUCGGGGAAACACGCCUGUAUUUUCUAUGAUGAGAAUACCAAGCAUUAUGAGUUGCUCAACUACAGCGAGCACGGCACCACAGUGGACAACGUCCUCUACUCGUGUGAUUUCUCAGAGAAGGCUUCUCCAUCUCCACCAAGUGGGCUGGUGGCCAAAGUCCAAGGCAUCAUACGUCGCAGUAAGAAGCGCGAGGAUGACGAGGGUCCCAGCUCUGUGGUGGGUCUGUUGCCGGCUGGUGGAGUGAUGAGCAGCCAGCCUCAGGGCAGCGCCGAGCUAUCAUGCAGCUGUAAGGGAAGCAGCUCCAGCCUGAUUGGAGGCAGCGGGGCGGGUUGGGAGGGCACGGCCCUGCUCCACCAUGGCAGCUACAUCAAAGUGGGUUGCCUCCAGUUUGUCUUCAGCAUCACGGAGUUCGCCAGUAAGCAGCCCAAAGAGGAGCAGACCACAGCGCCUGCCGCCAGCUGCACCAGCACCAACAGCAGCAGCAGUGUGGCCAGCACCACCAGCACCGCCCCCACCACCACCACACCACUACCCAACACUGCCACAGUGAGCAGCCCCUCCAGCCAGGAUGAGACCGACACUGAGACUGUCCCUCCCCACCAAGUGCCCCUACUGCGCUCCGACUCUAUUCCAUAACCUGCCCAGGAAAACCCACCCACCCUCCUUUGUUUUGCACCUUCCGAGUCACAAUGAAGGGAAAGUUGCACAGCUGGUUGGUCAACAGGGAAAAAGUUUAUUUUUUCAUUUUUAAUGGUUUAUAUCUUUGCAUGAACUUGAAGUAUUAUUGACAAUCUCUUCUGUUUUUGAAUGACUGACCAGUAACCCUCUGUUCACUUCAGACCGUUAGGACUUUGGCGAACAUUAUUUACUGAUGCUCAACUUUUCUUUUGCCAGUAUAUUGGUCAUGUAUGGUGUAACAUUAUUUUGUCUGUCAGCCCAUUUAGCACAAACCUUUUAUUUUGUAGUAUUGAAUUCCAUACAUUCUACUUUCUUUUGCUGCUUUUGCACCAUAGGUAGCUAUAUAUGUAUGAAAACAUACAUGCUUACACACUAUAUGUAUAUAUAAUGUAAAUAUAUAUAAUUCAUUGCUUCUCAAUUGGAGAGACAUUGGAUUUCAUGUAGAUUUACCAUUGUUUGGUUUUUAACUGUACAGUUCAUGGAAUUUGUGAUACUGUGUAGAGUACCAGAAGUUUUGUGAUAAAGCUUGUUCUUAGUCUGUACUUUCCGCUGUAGUAAAAGUGUAAAUACCGUAUUGUUUUAGCACUCAUUUUAACAUCUUGUGCUGCUCUGUAUAUAAGCACUCUUUGUCUGUACCUGCUUGUCUGUUCAAACAUGUAAAUACAGAAAGAUUUUCUAAGAACAAA